UCUUCUUAAAACUCUACACUGCACUGCAGUGCGAGUAAACUCACCAAAACUGCGAACAAAAACCCUGUGAGUUGUAAUACUGUCAAAACAAUUGGAUUCUUUUUAGCCGUCUCCAGUGUGUAGAUGGAGUCUCUUGUGUCUGCUUCUUCACGAACCCAACUCUUGCUUUCACCAUCUGUUAAUUUAUUUAACCAAACUAAGCUUAAAGUAGGAGUCUCACUCGCCUUCACGAACAGAGGGAAGCCGAAACAGAAGCUUUUAUUGUGUAAAAUGAGUGCGUCCAAGGAGGCCAAGUUAUGGGGUGGAAGAUUUGAAGAGAGUGUAACAGAUGCUGUUGAGAAGUUCACUGAGUCCGUUUCUUUCGAUAAAGAACUGUAUGAGCAUGACAUUAGGGGGAGUAAAGCUCACGCAUCCAUGCUCGUUCACCAGGGGUUGAUCGGUGAAGAUGAUAGGGAACUUAUUUUUCGAGGUCUUGAUAAAAUUGAGAAACUAAUUGAAGCCGGUCAGUUCGUGUGGAGGACUGACAGGGAGGAUGUGCACAUGAAUAUUGAAGCAGCCCUCAUUGAUUUGAUUGGUGAACCUGCAAAAAAGCUUCACACCGCUCGCAGCCGAAACGAUCAAGUGUUGACAGAUUUUCGCCUGUGGUGUCGUGAUGCCAUUGAUAUGAUUUUGGAAAGCAUAAAGCGCCUUCAAAUUGCACUGGUGAAGUUGGCAUUGAACAAUAAGGGUCUUAUCAUUCCUGGUUAUACUCAUUUGCAGAGGGCACAACCUGUUUUAUUGCAGCAUCUUCUCUUAGCAUAUGUUGAGCAGCUUGAACGUGAUGCUGGUCGUUUACUCAAUUGCAGAGUUAGGUUGAAUUUCUGUCCCCUUGGUGCAUGUGCAUUGGCUGGCACCGGACUGCCAAUUAAUAGGUUUAUGACCUCAAAAGAGUUGAAAUUCACUGCUCCCAUGAGGAACAGUAUUGAUGCAGUAUCUGACCGAGAUUUUGUAUUGGAGUUUCUUUCUGCUAAUUCAAUCACAGCUAUUCAUCUUUCUCGGCUUGGGGAAGAAUGGGUAUUGUGGGCUUCAGAGGAGUUUGGGUUUAUCACACCAAGUGACUCCGUUUCCACUGGAAGUAGUAUAAUGCCUCAGAAAAAGAAUCCAGAUCCAAUGGAACUUGUUCGAGGAAAGUCUGCCAGAGUCAUUGGAGACUUGGUUACACUUCUCACUCUGUGCAAAGGACUUCCUCUUGCUUAUAAUCGUGAUUUGCAGGAAGAUAAGGAACCUACAUUUGACAGUGUUAAGACUAUUGUUGGGAUGCUUGAAGUUUCUGCAGAAUUUGCACAAAACAUUACCUUCAAUCAGGGCAGAAUACAGAAGUCUUUACCAGCUGGUCAUCUUGAUGCCACCACACUUGCUGAUUAUCUUGUGAAGAAGCAAAUACCUUUUAGAACUUCACAUGAUAUAGUGGGAAAGGCAGUGGCUUUGUGCGUAUCAAAGAACUGCCAACUUCAGGAACUAAGUCUUGAUGAUCUGAGAGGCAUAAGUCCAGUGAUUGAUAGGGAUGUGUAUGAAUAUCUCGGGGUAGAAAAUGCAGUUAAGAAAUUCAGCUCAUAUGGUUCCACAGGAUAUUUAUGUGUUGCUGAACAACUUGACUACUGGGUUAGCAAACUUGAAAUCAACGAAGUAGCUCAUUGUUGUUAAUGGCGGCAGAGAUGACUUUUUUGAGAUCUAGGACUUUGCUGGGAUGAGGAGUCUCUAUCUAAAAAUGGUUAUGUGGCAGGCCACAACAAUGCAAACUUGCAAUUACUUAGAUUGAAUAGUUGCCUGUCUUAUUAAGAUCUUGAAUGAACAACUGGGAUUGAAGUUCUAGUGUGGAGACAGUUCACAUUGGUUCGAGAGUUCAGUUAGCAGUGGUAUUUAAGCUGGUUCUUGUCCCGAUGGAGGUAUAAUUUGCAUCCACCCUUAAUGUGGUUUUAGAAUUGUUUUCCACCGGGGAAGUUUUUUAGUUUUGGAAUUUUGAAUUUUCAUGAAUAAUUACUAGAAGUUUAAUGCAA
Pistacia vera is the source of this 2036-nucleotide messenger RNA. Its product is annotated as argininosuccinate lyase, chloroplastic-like. Lineage: Eukaryota; Viridiplantae; Streptophyta; Magnoliopsida; Sapindales; Anacardiaceae. The transcript is spliced from 6 exons. The coding region runs from base 124 to 1683 and encodes 519 amino acids. The record is from RefSeq and is a predicted model, not a curated record. Gene Ontology annotation, molecular function: argininosuccinate lyase activity. Gene Ontology annotation, cellular component: cytosol.